AUGACAAGGAUACUGGAGGUGCUAUUAGCAGAGGUAGAAGCUAGAGAGAGGGCCUCCCUGCCUAAGACUAAACAGAGUGGUUUUACACCAAAGCGUGGAAGGGAUUUUCACACUACUGCCACUUUUACUGGAGGUAGCCAGAGUGGUUGCUGCUUUUGCCAGCAAGAGGACCACACACCUGCCCAGUGUACUAAGGUCACUGGAAUUGAUGAGAGAAAGCAAAUGAUUAGAGAGCAGGGCAGAUGCUUUGUUUGCCUCCGCCCCGGUCACAUUAGUAAGCACUGUCGCUCUUCAAUGAGCUAUGCUACUUGUAGAGGGAGACAUCACUCUAGUGUAUGUAUGAGGAACUCAAAGCCUAAAUCAGGCCAGAGGCCUCCUACUGCUAGAGAUGGUGCUUCCCCACAUUUGUCUAAGGGGCUUAAUCCAGAGACCCCUCCAUUUGAAGGAUCAAAUACAGGUGCCACAUUCUAUACUAGUUCUAGAGAGUCUACUCUCUUGCAAGUGGCACGCGUCUUUGCCUUCAAUCUAAAUGAGCCUGGUAAUAGAAUGUCUUUAUAUGUCCUAUUGGACAGUGGGAGCCAGUGCUCAUAUAUUACUCGAAGUGCAUGCCAGAGGUUGGGAUUGCCAUCUCUGGGCACUAAAUCAGUUUCUAUAAUGACCUUUGGGUCUAGAAAGGAGUGUCGUACUCAAUGCCAUGUUGUAAAACUGGGUCUUGAGCUUAAAAAUAAUGCUCAUAUGGAGCUUAAGCUGCUCACAGUUAGCCACAUUUGUGAGCCUUUGACGUAUGAAGCCAUAGAUUGGAAUAAGUAUCCUCAUCUGAAUAAUUUGGACUUUUCUAUUCCAUUGGAUCAUUGCAAGCAGAUAAAGCCAGACAUCUUAAUUGGAUCUGACCAGUAUUGGUCUCUACUUACAAGUGAGAUAAUGAAGAGUAACAAUGGACCUGUUGCUCUAAACUCAUGCUUUGGCUGGAUUUUAUCUGGUACUGCUGCUGUGAAACAGUCUAGUGCACGGAGUGCUACUAUGGUCACCCAUGUUUUAAGGGUUGAUGGUGUCCAUGAAGACAUGAGCCUAGAACAUAGAUUACGUUCAUUUUGGGAGCUAGAAUCUUUAGGAAUUUUGGAAGAUGAGAAUUUAGUGCAAACUCAAUUUGGUGAUCAUGUGAAGUUUGCUAAUGGUAAGUAUGUUGUUUCCCUGCCUUGGAAAGACUCUUGCAUUUCUCUUGCUGAUAACUAUCAGCUUUGUUUACGUCGAUUGAGUGGUUUGUUUAAGCGCCUGAAGAGGUCUCCUGAGUUAUUGAAGAAAUAUGAUGAUAUCAUUAGAGAGCAACUAGCCUUGGGAAUUAUUGUCCCUGUUGAGAACUCUGAAGAAUUCAGUGUGGCUCGUAUACACUAUUUACCGCAUCAUUGUGUGUUGAGACAGGAUAAGUCUACUACAAAAUUAAGAAUUGUAUACGAUGCCUCUGCUAAGACUAACGGUCCAUCAUUGAAUAAUUGCCUCCAUAUAGGACCUUCAUUGCAUCAAAAGGUUUUUGAUAUUCUUUUGAGAUUUAGGAUGUGGCCUAUUGCUAUUGUGGCUGAUAUAGAGAAAGCCUUUCUUAUGAUUCAGGUGGCAGAUGUAGAUCGGGAUGUUUUGCGUUUUCUGUGGUACAAAGAUGUUUUUUGUGAGAAUCCUGAGCUUCAGAUUUAUAAGUUCACACGUGUGGUGUAUGGUGUAGCUCCAAGCCCAUUCCUUCUCAAUGCCACCAUUGCUAAGCACUUAAGCACCUUUGAGUCGAGGUAUCCAGAUCUUAUUCAGAAGAUUAAAGACUCUAUUUAUGUGGACCAUGUCAUAACUGGUGUUGAUAAUGUUUCUGAAGCAUUUUCUCUUUAUAAAGAUUCAAAAGAUAUAUUUGCCAAAGGAGGAUUUAAUUUAAGAAAGUUUUUGAGCAAUAAUGCAGAAGUACAGAGUCUAAUUGACUCAGCAGAGCAAGGUAUUGUUCUUGAAGGAGAUGAGCAUGAGACUUAUGCUCAGAGUACUUUAGGGAGAGUUAACUCUGCUCUGGGAAGUGAGCAGAAAGUUCUGGGUGUCCUGUGGGAUCCUAUUGCUGAUGAGAUCAACAUUGAUCUUACUCUUAUUUUUCAUGAAGCAAAGAGACUUGAGCCCACUAAGCGUAAGCUAGUCAGUGUGAUUAGUAAGAUAUAUGAUCCUAUGGGGCUCAUCUCUCCUGUUAUAGUCAGUUUUAAGAUGCUUUUUCAAGGCUUGUGUAAUCAUAAGAUUGGAUGGGAUGAUUCUUCGCCUGAGCCACUAUUGCUUAAGUGGAAGCAACUCCUUACAGGCCUUGAAGCCCAGCCAUUGAGACUGGCACGUUACUGCACUACUAGUGAUUUAAGUAGUAAAUCCAGAUUGAUAGGGUUCUGUGAUGCUUCAUUGAAGGCCUAUGCAGCUGUAGUAUAUUUGGAGAAUUGUGAUAAAGAGCUUGUGCUAUUGGCCUCAAAGACUAGAGUCUCUCCUUCUGAAGAGUCAGACUGUUCCCAGACUGGAACUCUUGGGAGCUGUCCUUUUGGCUAG
Amphimedon queenslandica is the source of this 2547-nucleotide messenger RNA. RefSeq lists its product as uncharacterized. Gene Ontology annotation, molecular function: zinc ion binding; nucleic acid binding. The transcript has a single exon. NCBI's taxonomy places the organism in Eukaryota, Metazoa, Porifera, Demospongiae, Haplosclerida, Niphatidae. Bases 1 to 2547 code for a protein of 848 amino acids. The record is from RefSeq and is a predicted model, not a curated record.